AUGGAGAGACUGAGGCUGGGGCAAAUGGCAGAACAUUUGUGUGUCAGGCUGGUGGGCAUGUUGCUCUCAGUGGCAAUUUUUCUCCCAAGUACAUUCUGCGACACAGGAGCUGUAUAUUACUCUUCCUAUGAAACGGUCAUCCCCAAGAGAUUGCCAGUCCAGGGGAGUGAGGAUCCCGGACGAAGGGUGACCUACAUGCUGCUGAUGCAGGGCCAGCGGCAGCUGCUUCACCUGAAGGUAAAGGGAGACUACUCCGUGAAUAACUUCCCAGUCUACAGUUACCACAAUGGCAUCCUGGGGCAAGAGAUGCCGUUCCUCUCACAGGACUGCCACUAUGAAGGCUACAUGGAAGGGGUGCCGGGCUCCUUUGUUUCCGUCAACAUCUGUUCAGGCCUCAGGGGCGUCCUGAUUAAGGAGGGGACUUUCUACAGCAUCGAGCCCGUGCUCUCUUCCAAAGGGUUUGAACACGUCCUGUACACCGUGGCACAUCAGCCUCAGGUCUCCUGCAGUAUCACUCCCAAAGACAGCCCAGGGGAUACCAGCCAGCAGCAAGGGAGCAGGAAGCCCGAGGACCUGCAGGAGCUGUCUGACUUGUGGUCACACACCAAGUACGUGGAGAUGUUCGCUGUGGUCAACCACCAGCGGUUCCAGAUGUGGGGCAGCAACGUCAACGAGACGGUCCGGGCAGUAGUGGGCAUCAUUGCUCUGGCCAACAGCUUCACUAGGGGACUAAACACAGAGGUGGUGCUGGUGGGCAUGGAAAUCUGGACAGAGGGGGACCCGAUAGAGGUCCCGGUGGACCUGCAGGCUACACUGAGGAAUUUCAACCGCUGGAGACAGGAGAAGCUCGUGGACCGGGCCAGGCACGAUGUCGCACACUUGAUCGUUGGGCAUCACCCGGGACAGAAUGAGGGCCAGGCGUUUCUCGACGGUGCCUGUUCAGGCGUGUUUGCAGCAGCUGUGGAGGCCUUCCAUCACGAAGAUGUCCUGCUGUUUGCAGCGCUCAUGGCCCAUGAGCUGGGACACAACCUGGGUAUCCAGCACGACCACCCGGCCUGCGGCUGUGACCCUAAGCACUUCUGUCUCAUGCAUGAGAAUAUCACCAAGGACAGUGGCUUCAGCAACUGCAGCUCUGAUGACUUCUACCGUUUCCUCCAUGACCACAGAGGGGCCUGCCUGCUUGACAAGCCUUGGCACCAAAGCCGUGAGCGCAGAGCUGCCCGUUGUGGAAAUGGUGUGGUGGAGGAGCCCGAGGAGUGUGACUGUGGCAGGGCCUGUGCCAGUAACCAGUGUUGCAAUGAAAAGUGUAAAUUUAAGGAGGGUGCACAGUGUAGUGAUGAGCCUUGCUGCUCUCGAUGUAAGUUUAAAAAGAAGGGACAUACUUGUCGUCCUGCUGAUGGAGCAUGUGACCUGGAUGAAUACUGUAAUGGGACCACUGCAGUAUGUCCUGAGGACAGGAAAGUACAAGAUGGCUCUAUAUGCCAUGAAGCAUACUUUUGUUUUAAGGGUUACUGCCUGGAUCCUAGCUCUCAAUGCUCACGUAUUUUUGGGUAUGGUGCACAGUCUGCCUCUGAUGCAUGCUACAGCUCUCUGAACAGCAAAGGGGACCGGUUUGGAAACUGUGGCCUUUCUUCUGAGUCUCCAAGAACAUAUGUCAAAUGUUCAGAUCAAAAUACAAUGUGCGGAAAACUUAUAUGUACAGAAUUAGGCUUCUUACCACCAAUCAAACACAAACACAUACUGAUCCAGGUCCCUCAUGCAGUGGACUGGUGCUGGAGUAUGGAUGCUUCUGAUGGUGAAAUAGAGAGCGCUGAUAAAGGAUAUGUGAAGAACUCAACUAACUGUGGCACACAUAAAGUUUGUAACAAUUUCCUUUGUCAAGACGACUCCCUCAUUACAUUUCCCACCAACACUUCCUGCAGUGCAGAUGUAUCUUGUAAUAGACAUGGAGUUUGCAAUGAUUUAGGGAACUGUCAUUGUUCACUUGGAUUUGCACCCCCUGACUGCAAAAAUGAAGGAACUGGAGGCAGUGUGGACAGUGGUCCCACCAUUCAACCAUCAAAUGAAAAUCCUACAGGAGAUGUGGGUCUAAAUUCUAAUGAGCAAAGUGAAAAUGAUUUGGUACUUAACUUAAAGCUGAUAGUUCUGGCCGCCCUUUUGAUACUCUUAAUCCUAUUCAUAACCAUAUGCAUCAUGCUUGCCUACAAUAAGUCAGAGCUGCCUUCUGAAGCAGAGCCUUCAGAGUUUGAGAAGGUUCCAGAAGGGGCUGAAGAGGAAGAGGAAGAGGAGGAAGAAGGGGAGGAAGCAUAAGAAGGAGAAGAGGAGGAAUAA
Onychomys torridus (southern grasshopper mouse) is the source of this 2331-nucleotide messenger RNA. Its product is annotated as disintegrin and metalloproteinase domain-containing protein 1b-like. Gene Ontology annotation, biological process: male gonad development; binding of sperm to zona pellucida; proteolysis. Gene Ontology annotation, cellular component: plasma membrane; external side of plasma membrane; sperm head plasma membrane. The record is from RefSeq and is a predicted model, not a curated record. Gene Ontology annotation, molecular function: metalloendopeptidase activity. Lineage: Eukaryota; Metazoa; Chordata; Mammalia; Rodentia; Cricetidae. The transcript has a single exon.